CCAGUGCACCGCGACGAUUCCACAGAUCUCGCCGAGGCGACCAGGGUUUGGAAUUGGCGCCAAUCAUUCCCUCCCCCAAACACUAGGGUUUCCUCCCUUUGUUCCGCCAUGGCAGGAGCCGCCACCACCGCUCCGAUGGACAUCGAUGCCGCCGCGCCUCCGCACUCCAAGGGCAAGGCGCCGCUCUCUGCGGCCGCCGCCGUCAGGUCCUCGCCCUGGGUCGAGAAGUACCGCCCCCAGUCCCUCGCGGACGUCGCUGCCCACCGCGACAUCGUCGACACCAUUGAUAGGCUUACAGAUGAGAAUAGGCUUCCACAUUUGUUGCUCUAUGGUCCGCCCGGCACUGGGAAAACAUCAACCAUACUAGCUGUUGCCAGGAAAAUAUAUGGGUCACAAUAUGGCAACAUGAUUCUCGAACUCAAUGCAUCAGAUGAACGUGGUAUUGGUGUUGUAAGGCAGCAGAUACAGGACUUCGCCAGUGCACACAGCCUCUCUUUUGGAGCAAAGCCAGCUGUUAAGUUAGUCCUCCUGGAUGAAGCAGAUGCCAUGACCAAGGAUGCACAGUUUGCAUUGCGAAGAGUCAUUGAGAAGUAUACAAGGAGCACAAGAUUUGCACUCAUCUGCAACCAUGUGAACAAAAUCAUCCCAGCACUACAAUCAAGGUGCACUAGGUUUAGAUUUGCCCCACUUGAUGGCUCUCAUGUCAGUGAGCGUCUUCAACAUAUAAUUAAAUCUGAGGGGCUUGAUGUUGACGAGGGUGGCUUGACAGCCCUGGUGAGGUUAAGCAGUGGUGACAUGAGGAAGGCUUUGAAUAUAUUGCAGUCAACACACAUGGCAUCCCAGCAAAUAACAGAAGAAGCUGUCUACCUUUGCACGGGAAACCCCAUGCCCAAAGACAUUGAGCAGAUAGCGUUUUGGUUACUAAAUGAACCGUUUUCGACCAGCUUCAAAUAUAUAUCGGAUAUGAAGAUGAGAAAAGGUCUGGCCUUGAUUGAUAUCAUACGGGAGGUCACUAUGUUUGUGUUCAAAAUAAAAAUGCCAUGCAAUGUACGAGUAAAGCUGAUUAAUGAUUUGGCAGAUAUCGAGUAUCGGCUAACAUUCGCUUGCAAUGACAAACUACAGCUUGGGGCACUGAUCUCAACUUUCACGAGUGCUCGCACGGCUAUGGUUGCUGCUGCAGACUAGUUCGAACAACAUGGUGAUCUUUUUGUUGCCCAUGGAUGCCAGUCGGAUCUGUAAAUGAUGUGGCAGCAAUUUUCUCUUGUCUGUAUUUAGCAUUAAGCUUGAAGCAUAUCGAGGAUAAUUUUUCAUGGUAGAUCUGUCUGUUUGCUCGACGUGCUAGCUGCUUGGGACAAUUAGGAGGGUUUUGUAACUGAAUAUUGUCAGGUUUAGGUGAUGUAAGAUGCAUGCUACAUUUUAUGUCAGUAGGGCAGCAUUCACAACUCAACUAAUGGGGACGCCAAGAACUGUUGCCUCACCCCAAAAGUUCAAGACGCGCACAACUUUUUGACAAA
Molecule: messenger RNA, 1514 nt
Organism: Brachypodium distachyon (stiff brome)
Lineage: Eukaryota; Viridiplantae; Streptophyta; Magnoliopsida; Poales; Poaceae
Product: replication factor C subunit 3
Exons: 9
Coding region: 109-1185 (358 amino acids)
Biological process (GO): DNA-templated DNA replication; DNA repair
Cellular component (GO): nucleus; DNA replication factor C complex
Molecular function (GO): ATP binding; ATP hydrolysis activity; DNA clamp loader activity
Source: RefSeq, a predicted model, not a curated record